ACCAUACGAAACCUAUAGUCGUUGAAAGGUUUCUGCCGAGUGUGCACCUGUAAUUAACCAGCGCGAAAAUGAUCUCCUGUGUGUUGCUGGUAGGACUGCUAGUCCUUUACAUGAUCUGGGACGUGAACUACUUCCUCCGAUGCGUGGCAACGCUCGGCUACGGUAUGCUGUUUCAACGCAAACGCAAAGUUACAGAACAAACAGCCAUCUACGGGCUCUGCACGACACAGGACGUGGACAUCUUUAUCCGUCACAUGAACAAUGCUCGGUAUCUGCGGGAACUUGACUUUGCACGCUUCCACUUCUACGGUCUAACCGGAAUCUAUGGCAAAAUUAAGGCCAAACGUGGUGGCGCAGUACAGGGCGCUUCCAGUGUGCGUUAUCGGCGCACGAUCCCAAUCUUUACCGCCUAUAAAAUCACCACCAAGUUGGUCUGGUGGGACGACAAAGCUAUCUACCUGGAGCAACAGUUCGUGACGCUAGCGGACGGUUUCGUGCGCGCCGUAGCCAUGUCCAAACAGUGCAUUACCAACGUGGACGUACUAGAGCUGAUGAAAGAAUUCCCUGGCGCUGAACAGAGACCACCAAUGCCGGAGGAACUGAAGCUGUGGCUCGAUUCAAUCGAAAUGUCUAGCCAGAAGCUGCGUAAGGACAAAUAGGAUAUCGGCAAACCUGGCGGGUGUUAUUGCCCGGUUGUGGUGGCAUUAUACUUAAGCAUUUUGUCUGGGGAAAAAACUAGGGGAUGGAACUCCUUGCCUAUGGCAAGAAAACGCAAUCAAAUGACAGAUAAUUAGUAAGCACUUUUCUAUAACAAAUUUCAUCUCAGGUAUUACUACUGAACUUGACAAUAAAUGUUUGAAAAUUUGGAACACAA
Molecule: messenger RNA, 874 nt
Organism: Anopheles funestus (African malaria mosquito)
Lineage: Eukaryota; Metazoa; Arthropoda; Insecta; Diptera; Culicidae
Product: protein THEM6
Exons: 2
Coding region: 69-659 (196 amino acids)
Source: RefSeq, a predicted model, not a curated record